Molecule: messenger RNA, 2754 nt
Organism: Mixia osmundae IAM 14324
Lineage: Eukaryota; Fungi; Basidiomycota; Mixiomycetes; Mixiales; Mixiaceae
Exons: 1
Coding region: 1-2754 (917 amino acids)
Biological process (GO): Golgi organization; intracellular protein transport; retrograde vesicle-mediated transport, Golgi to endoplasmic reticulum
Cellular component (GO): COG complex
Source: RefSeq, a predicted model, not a curated record
AUGUCACUCGACUUGGCCGCCCUCGAGGAAGCCGACAACAGCUCGGUAUGGCUCUCCGACUUGCUAUCGGCUUCUCAGACCGGCCAGGCCAGCGAGACUGCGCAGCAAGUCGACUUGGCCGGACUACAGGCCAAGAUCAACACGCUCAUACAGCAGCUGGAGACUGCCACGAGCGAAGUUGCGCUCGAGACGGAUGUCACCAUCAAAGACAUUGCGAGAGCCACGCCACGUCUUGCAUUCGACCUACAGCUCAUGCGCGAGAAUGCUCUCCUGCUGCGCUACACGCUCGACAGGAUCCAGAGCACCAAUGCGAGCGCGACUCAGACCAAUGGCGUCACUCGUCCGCCGGUCGGACAGUCUGCAGAGCGUGACGAGCCAGUCAAGGAAGACAUUCACGCCGUCAUGGAGCGCCUUGCCUUGCUUGAUCUCGUCAAGACGAGGAUGGAAGCCACACGCGUCGUACUCCGCGAAGCUGAGUCUUGGUCCACCUUGGAGGCAGAGAUCACUUCGCUGCUCGCCCUCUCAGAGUUUGUCAAAGCUGCAGAACGUCUCUCAGAAGCCUCAAAGUCGCUCGUCGUCUUUCGCGAGACGCCAGAAUACGAGCAACGACAUGCACUCAUGACCUCGCUGCAGAAUCAGCUAGAGGCCUCUCUGUCGGCGAGCCUGAUCGCUGCCAUCACCGACAAAGAUGUCAAGCGCUGCCGGGACUUCUACGCUAUCUUCAGUCAGAUACAACGCGAGGUUGAGUUUCGAAACUACUACUUUGCUUCAAGGCGAACCAGUAUCCUCGCUACCUGGUCAUCUGCCAGCCUGGUCGAGCAGUCUAGCUCUGCAGCUACUCAGGACCACCAGCCAGUGGCCUUCACUGCCUUCUUCGAGUCAUACUGUGCCGAUUUACUGGCAUUGCUCGAGGAAGAGCGCAUCACCAUUGCCGCUAUCUUCCCGGAUCCUGCCGAUACAUUAGCGAGCUUCUUGCAGAGCUUGAUCGAGUCGCAAUCACCCACUUUCGGUCAGAGACUCGCAGCCGUGUCCGAGUAUCAUGCCGCUCGAGCCUUACCCGAACUGAUCAAUGCUUACCAUGCUACCGAAGCUUUCUGCGUCCAGGUCGAUCGGGUCAUGACAAAGCAAUCCGGAACGCACAACGCCACUGCGACCGAAGAGCCCGUCAAUGUCGAUCCCGCAUCUGCUCGCAGGGACAGACGAGCCUCGGUCAAGCGUCUCUCCUUUUCGCGACGAUCAAGCUCGAAAUCGGAUAUUUCAGGUGCGGUCGUGCCUGCUGCAUCAGUAGUCAUCAGAGGAUGGGAAGCAGCUCUACUCGAACCCUUUUUGGACCUUCAGAGCAACUACAGCGAAUUCGAGCGGAUGUUCUUACUUGCCGAGCUUUCCCAACGGACAUCAGCAUCCGCUUUCCAGGCCAGUCUUUCUGCCUUAUCGGAGAUCGCAGACGCUCGGGCUGCCAGGAUGCUGAUCGAGCAUGGGCAAUCCGCCUUUGCGAUGGCAGAAGACGGACUCAGGCGAGUCAUCGACUUUACGCAUGGUUACGCCAUGGUCGGCUACGUGGCAGCAGUCGAUUCCGUGCUCAGCGACUUCUACACGAACCGUGCUAGCAUCGUCAUUGCUAGCCGGGAACAACAGCGAAAGAAACGAGCAGAUGCUGAUCGUCGUCGAGUGACACAAGGCUCAGCUGGUGGGCGCCCCGAACUCGAUGGUUUAGACUACUCGCCAGACGACUGGGCGACGUUCCAGCUCGGUAUAAGACUGCUCGGAAGCUGCAGACAGCUUGCCCAACGCGCAUCCAGCUUUGAGACCAAUGCCAGGAAUCGCAUCAGCAUGCUCAACAGGGGUACAAAUGCGCGAGAGGAUGUUCGCGAGGCAGCUUUGGGGACAACGCCGAGCGCAAUCAUGAUGCUAAGACAGUCCACGCUCAAUUCGGUCGAAUUCGCAGAGCUGCUCAAGUCUGUCGAAGCUGCCUCACGUGAUGGUCAUGGGCACAUCCUUUGCUCGGAUGCAAAAGCGAAAUCGAGCGAGCUUGCUCAAGCUUGUCAAGCGCUUCUGCAUGAUGUUAUCUUGGGACCAUUAUUAUCCGCUCUAGCAUCAUAUGCCGAUUUGCACGUCUGGACUCAGCAAGGGCAUCCCGAACAGCAAAGCAAAGCGAUGGUCGUACAGAUCCCCACCUUCUCAGUAUCGCCCACGGAAACGAUCUCACGCCUGGGCGAGGGUCUCUUCAACCUCCCCCGCUUGUUCGAAGUCUAUGCCGAUGACAGCGCGCUGGGCUUCUCGAUCGAGACCCUCCCCUUUGUGGACCCAAAAGCGCUACACCAGCCUUCGCCGCCCGCAAUCUUGCGAGCGCGACCGAACCAGUCACCCGAAGGGCAUGAGAAUGGGCACGCCUCUUCACCCUCGGCUUCGUACUUCACUCGAUCGAAAGAAGACGCGCCUUUGACGCUCAAUUCGGAAGAUGUCAUCUCCCUGUGGCUGACGUCGCUCGCACUGUCCGUGCUAGAUUACCUCACGAUGGGUGUCCUGCCGGGCAUUCGCGAGCUUAGUGCAGCCGGAGCCAGUCAGCUCGCUGGAGAUCUGUCCUACAUUGCCAAUGUCGCGCACGCUCUUGAUGCUCAAAACGCCGGGUUGGAAGAUUGGCGCCGGAUGCUAGAAGCGAAUGAGGCUCAGGUCAAGCAGCAAGCGGCCCUCCGCGACAGUGUUGCUAUGCAUGUUCAGCGAAUGCGAGGCUGGCACGAUAGUCAACGGAAGUAA